Messenger RNA from Vigna umbellata (rice bean), 822 nucleotides. NCBI's taxonomy places the organism in Eukaryota, Viridiplantae, Streptophyta, Magnoliopsida, Fabales, Fabaceae. The record is from RefSeq and is a predicted model, not a curated record.
AUGGCGCCGCCGUCGUUUUCUCCUGCUGUCAAACACCACACAUCGCCAAACACCACACGCCGCCAAACACCACUGUAUUUCUCACAGAGCACCCGUCGCCAAACACCACCAUCUCCCUCUUCUCUUCCUUCUUCCUCAACUAAUAAUGUUACCCUCACAUCCACCACCACAACAACUACUCCUACCACCACCCACACUACUCCACAUCGAAAAUCACAACCUCAGGUGCCGCGAUGCGAUUCAUCCAACACCAAGUUCUGCUACUACAACAACUACAACCUCACUCAGCCCCGCCACUUUUGCAAGAUGUGCCACCGCUACUGGACCAAAGGUGGCGCUCUCCGCAACGUUCCAUCGAUGGCGGCUACCGAUAAAACAAAAAUAUCAGCGUGGCGAACUCAGUGGCAAAAGACAGCCUCAACCAAGAUGAAAGUCGUUGCAUCUGGAGCGGAUCUGGAGCUCGACGACGAGGCAGUGGUUGACCACGUGACGGCGAGGCAGCAACGGGGAGGCCGCGGCGGUGUGGGAGCAGCAGCGGGGAGGCGCGAGCAGUGGUUGGAUGGCAGCGGGAGAGAAGAAUUUCUUCGAUGGCAGCAGAGAGAAGAGCGGGUAGACGAACGGGAGCUCGACGACGAGGCAGUGGUGACCAUCGCGAAGGAGAGCAGCAACGAGGAGGCCGCAACGGUGAGAAGCAAGCAGCGGGGGGAGGCUGACGAAGCAUGUGGUUGGAUGGCAGUCGCGAGAGAAAGAAUUUCUUCGAUGUGGCAGCAGAAGAGAAGAGGAGCACAGAUAAGAGAAGAGCAGGUAGGUAGGGUAAAUUGA